CUCAGCGGUGACGUAGCGGAUAGAAAUGGCGUCAGAUUUGAAAAUUGAAACUAGCAGAGGUGGAGUUUGAAACGGUUGCUAUAGCGUUUGCUGUGAUUUUGCAUGUAACACAAUAUCAUUAGAAUACUAGUUUAGGAUAUUACUAUUGUGAAAAGAAUGAGGAGAAGGAGCAGCAGUAGUAGCGGCAAGUGCACGUCAAGACGGCGUAAUGACAGUUUGGGUUUUGACGAAUUUGGUUUCGCCCUGAGUAAGAAAAAAGACCAAAAACUGCAACAUCGAAGUCAUGAUUACAGCUACCCGCAACCAAACACCGUUAGGGUUAAGGAGUUGUGCGAACUUCUCAGCUACUGGAAUGGAUCCAGCUUCAUUUGCAGAAACCAGAUUGAACGUUUCAUCAGGAUUGGCAUCCCCCCUGCUCUCCGAGGGCAGGUGUGGAAGUGUCUCCUCAGCACGGAUGCCCUCAGGGACACCAGCUCUUUCAGUUACCAGAAGUGCCUGAGGGAGAUCCGGGGGCCCCUGGUCGACCUGGGGGUGAGCGAGUACAGCAUCCUCUCGGCCAUCGCCACCCUCAGCGAGACCGAGAACGAGAUGGGCUGCGCCCCCUCGCCCCCCCAGCCCCCCGAGGCCUCGGUCUUCUCCUGCAGCGACGUGGCCAUCUUCCGUCAGAUAGCGCUGGACCUCCAGAGGUCGUUUCCCACCCACCGCUCCCUCAUGGGCGACUCCGCGGAGGCCAUCGAAGGCCAGGCCAAGCUCUUCAGAGUGCUGACCGCCUACGCCAGGUACAACCCGCUCAUUGGCUACUGCCAAGGAAUGUCCUACAUCGCAGCAGUGCUUCUCAUGAACCUGGCUGAGGAGGAGGCGUUCUGGGCUCUUGUGGCACUGUUAGAGAAACCUAAAUACCUGUCAGGGCUGUUUGACCACUCACUGGACAAGAUCCAGCACCAGGCGAGGGUCUUCCACCAGCUCCUGAAGCACAGAAAACCCCAGCUCUCCCAGCACAUAGAGGAUUUGGGGGUGUCGUCGCUGCACUUUGUGAUGCCCUGGUUCCUGACGCUCUUCACCUCCCUGCCCUGCUGGGACUCGGUGCUGGCCGUGUGGGACCUCAUCAUGCUGCAGGGUCUCUUGGCCGUGUUCCGCGUGGGGCUGGCCGUGCUGGAGCUCCUGGAGCCCCGCCUCCUGCAGAUGACGGACGAGGGCCUGAUGCUGCCCACCCUGCUGCGAGUGCCUGUGGAAGUCUCUCAGCACUGCGUGCUGGUCCCUGCUCUGUGGGGCACGGAGGUGCAGGAGUGGGAGAUUGACUGCAUGAAUGGGCUGGUGCUGGAGGAGACCGGCGAGGGACGCCACCAGCAAGAGAAGGAGAGCGGCCCGUCGACGCCGCGGGCCGGCGCGGAGGACGGGAGGCGAGGGAAGGAGCGGCCCGCUCGGACGCCCGCGACGGAGGCCCGGAAGCCCGCGAAGAAAGAAGCGGGAGGCGGGGCUAAGAGCGUGUUCGCGCGCAUGCUGCGGACCGCCCGGCGCUACCUGGGGGACGUGGGCCGGGGGCUGAGCGCGGAGAGCAAGCCGUCCCCCCCGAAAAACGCCGCCGUCGCCGCCGCGGGCCGCUUUCCCAGGGGGGCUCGGCCCUCCUCCUCCCUCACGCGCGUGCAGAUGAGGUCCCGAAAGAAGAGCCAGAGGGGGACGUUCCAGCGGUCUGCAGCGGGACGGGUGAAGAAGGCAGCGCUCCCCUCUCAGGAUUCGGACGGAGGGGUCCCAGACCCGGGCCCGGAGCCGGCCCUGAGGAGGAGGAGCUCCGGCCCCGUGGGGCGGGUGGCGCGCCGCCGGAGCAGCUGCCACCCCCCGAGGGGGAGGUCCCUGCGCCUGCUCCGCCCCGCGGCCGGCACGGCCCCGCCCCCGAACCCCGGCACCCCGCCCCCCGACCCCGCCGACUCACCUGGAGCGUCGGCCUUCAGGUAAACUCCGACGCGACGCGCCGCCGCCGACGACGUCCCCGAGAGCGUGCGAGAGUCGCAGCUCAUCUGAGAGCGCGGGGGAGCGCUCCGUCUGCAGGACCGCCCCCUCUCCCUCUCCCUCCGCUCGCCGACCCGGACAGACGACCCCCCAGCCGCGCAGCUGACGCUGCGUAAACAUCGCGUCGGUGUCGCACCGCGCGCUACGCCACGCGCGACACCGUAGCUCACGUCAGAUCUGCGUGUUUGAGAGUCUCUCUCUUACACACAGAGAGGGGCUUGACCGUGAUUCCUGUACUCGUUUUAUUACUGUAAUUAUCCAUUGGUAUGCUCUCGGCGACCGCGCUGGCGGUUAGCGUGUUCUAUAAAACGAAGUGGCCUGGUUUCCAUCCAGCUCUCCGAGGCGGAGUUGACGAGCGCACGGCUCCACGUACGCUACACGCGACCGUCACGGGGGGAAGUAAUUGGGCGCCAUUAAAUUUAGCGUAAUUGCAGCCUAAUCGAGCGUAAAGCCUGAGGUGUGGCGUCUCCGUAAACUGUGUGUUAUCAUUAGUGUGUCAAGUAGGCCCUUCCACUGCUCAAGGCACUUUUUUACAAAGAUAUGCAGGAUUUAUGUGCUCUUCUUUUACGCACUUCCUUAUUGCACUGAAACUUCGUUCUGAAGCUGCACACACCGUUUGGGAAUGGAAAAACAGGCUAUUAUGGGAUAGCUUUUGUGUGGCCAUUGUUUUUAUCUCAACGUUUGUUCAUUUUAAAUUGUGUUUUGUAUGACUUUUGUCGCCGUAGUCGUGCAAAUGUCUGUUUUUAAUCUUCUUUGGUAAGUUGGUAAAAUAAUCUUCUUAUUUUAUAAUUGGUUUGGAAUAAUAAAUAAUAAAAUAUUUACACGUU
Messenger RNA from Anguilla rostrata (American eel), 2834 nucleotides. RefSeq names its product TBC1 domain family member 10A. The transcript is spliced from 15 exons. NCBI's taxonomy places the organism in Eukaryota, Metazoa, Chordata, Actinopteri, Anguilliformes, Anguillidae. The record is from RefSeq and is a predicted model, not a curated record. The coding region runs from base 157 to 1953 and encodes 598 amino acids.